Megalobrama amblycephala (Wuchang bream) is the source of this 838-nucleotide messenger RNA. RefSeq names its product C-type lectin domain family 3, member A (gene clec3a). The coding region runs from base 86 to 676 and encodes 196 amino acids. The transcript has 3 exons. NCBI's taxonomy places the organism in Eukaryota, Metazoa, Chordata, Actinopteri, Cypriniformes, Xenocyprididae. The record is from RefSeq and is a predicted model, not a curated record.
GCCAAUAGCAUGAGAGUGUGGAAGGGAGAAAACUGUAAGACUUGUCCAUAUUUCUCCCAGUGAUUUAAACGGCCCGUCCGUGACCAUGGCACAAUCUCGACUUCUGCUUUUGGUGAUCUGCUUCGGCGUCCUCCACUACGGAUAUGGCCAUCCGUCUCGCACUAAGAAAGCAGUUCCGGCUCAACAGAGAGCUACAGAAGAUGAUGACAUGAGGACACAGAUUGACAAGCUGUGGCAGGAAAUCAACUCUCUGAAAGAGAUGCAGGCACUGCAAACAGUUUGCCUGCGUGGCAUCAAGGCCCACAGGAAGUGUUACCUGGUUUCUGAGCAGGCCAAGCACUACCACGAGGCCAACGAGGACUGCAUCGCGCAGGGAGGGACCCUGGCCAUUCCUCGAGACGUGAACCAAAACGACGAACUCAGAGACUAUGCCAAACGCAGCUCGCCCGGAUCCAAAGAUUUCUGGAUUGGCAUAACAGACAUAGUGAAAGAAGGCCAGUAUGUGGACGUGAACAGCCUGCCCGUCACCUUCUUCCACUGGGAUCGAUCCAAGAGAGAGCCCACCGGGGGGAAGAGAGAGAGCUGUGUUACGCUCUCGCUGGCAGCACAGGGAAAGUGGCAUGACGAGGUCUGUCGCAGCCAGAAGAAAUACAUCUGUGAAUACCUGAUUCCAUGAUGCGCGUCUCACAUGCCAUAAAGAUGGUUGUUGAAGAUAUAAACAGCCUGUCAAUAAAAAUGAAACGGUAUGAUGUGCCCUCUUUAUUCACUGUAAAUGUGGAGGAGAACGAAACAGAAACUUAAUGUGGUGAACAGUGAUUGUUUUUCAAGGCAGCAAAAA